This is a messenger RNA of Aspergillus steynii IBT 23096, 1116 nucleotides long. Its product is annotated as tyrosinase family protein. Lineage: Eukaryota; Fungi; Ascomycota; Eurotiomycetes; Eurotiales; Aspergillaceae. The coding region runs from base 1 to 1116 and encodes 371 amino acids. The record is from RefSeq and is a predicted model, not a curated record. Gene Ontology annotation, molecular function: oxidoreductase activity. The transcript has 3 exons.
AUGAACUAUAGCUUCUCGGGCUAUGAGCUUGAGCAUGGGGUCGCGUUGCGAGAGCUUGCGUCCACGGCGUUCAACAAUCUAAGGACCAAGGUACAUCAUGCGCACCAUUGUGAAAAGGGGAAGGUUCAGACCCGUCGAGAAUGGCGACACUUGCCUCUUCACGAGAGAAUCGAGUUCACAGACGCCGUCGAAUGUCUCCAGGCUCUCCCAACCGAGCUUUCUCCCAAGAUGCAGAAAGCCUACCCGGCCGUGAAAAGUCGCUAUGAUGAAUUUGUGGCAGUGCAUAUCGAGUUGUCGAACAAUAUACAUAUGAGUGCCGAAUUCUUCGCUUGGCACAGAUACUUCAUCCACCUUUUCGAGCAAGACCUCCGAGAUAAAUGCAAUUAUCCCGGUCGCCUCCCAUAUUGGGAAUGGGGAUACGACGCCUUCGCACCCCAGAACUCGUCCCUCUUCAACGGCCAACCCGGCAGCAUGGGCUCGAACGGCGAGUGGAUCCCGAACCGCGGCUCUCAGUACUGGGUGUCAAACCACGUCGACAUUCCGACUGGCACAGGCGGCGGCUGCGUCUUCGCGGGUCCUUUCGUCAACUACACCGUCAAGAUGGGCCCCAUCGACGCGCCGGGUGUCGAGCCCGUCGCGGAUAAGUUCGCGUAUAACCCGCGCUGUCUGUCGCGCGACCUCAACCCCACCGUCAUGAGCACCUCGGUCACGUUCCGCAACACGACUGAGCACAUCCUCGAAUAUGACGAUGUCGCUUGGUUUCAGGGCGUUAUGCAGCAUGAUCCGCGGUAUCCGGCGGAGGGUCUGACCUAUUCCUUGCACGGGGGUGGUCAUAUUGGGGUUGGGCUCAUCCUGGGCGAUGUCGAGGCUAGCCCCAGUGAUCCUAUGUUCUGGCUUCAUCAUGCGCAGAUCGAUCGUGUCUGGGCGAUCUGGCAGGGUCUGAGUCCUCAUAAGAGAGUUUAUCAGAUAUCUGGGACGCAUACGCAUACCAACGAGCCUCCUACGGCGAAUAUGACGUUGGAUGAAAUGCUGGAUUUCGGGUUUAUUGCGGAGCCGGUUAAGUUUGCGGAUUUGAUGCACAUAAGGUCUGGGCCGUUCUGUUAUGAGUAUGCUUGA